Molecule: messenger RNA, 1646 nt
Organism: Mytilinidion resinicola
Lineage: Eukaryota; Fungi; Ascomycota; Dothideomycetes; Mytilinidiales; Mytilinidiaceae
Exons: 1
Coding region: 276-1160 (294 amino acids)
Source: RefSeq, a predicted model, not a curated record
GUCCCCUCCCCCGCACCCUACUCCCUACUACUGUGCCAGGGCCAUGUAUGAUCCUCCCCAGAUUCACUAGCUACGACACCGCUCCGCCCCUCCGCCGCUCCCGCUGCGAUACAUAUCGCCGCCGUCUGACGUCUGCUGCUGCUGCUGCUGCUGGCUGCUGCUGCUUGCUGCUCUGCCCCGGAACCUGCCCGUCGAUCUGCCCGUGAAGCCUCGCGCCACCCCGUGCGUGCCGGACGUUCGAAUCUGCCGCCUGCCUGUGAGCGUCGCGAGACCCAAUGGCUGCCGCGAAGUCGAGGGCAAAGGCGAAGCAAGAGGCAUUGGCAAAAGCCUCAGCGGCCGCCUCGACGGCCCCCGUCCUGUCCCAGCAACCUCCCGCUCCAGCCCCAGCUCCAGUCCCACCUACCGCUCCAAUUCAAGGUCCCGCUCCACCACCACCGCCGCCUACGCCGGCAGCAGCAACAUCAGCAGCUGCUGCUCCAGAACCCCAGUCACCGGCGCCCACCCUCACGGCUGCCACCACCGCCGCCGCACCACCGCCCAGCAAGGUCGAGCUCCCCGCCAGCAGCGCGAGCAGCCCUCCCUCGCCCGGGACAGGCUUCGCGCCGCCCAAGACGCCGCCGCGGAAAGUCCUGCGCCUGAAAUGCCCCUCCUGCAACGACUACCCGGACGGCUUCCGCAGCGAGCACGAGCUGCGCCGGCACACGAACCGCGUGCACCGCAAGACGCGCAAGGUGUGGAUGACGGUCGACACGUCGCCCGACCAGUCCUUCCUGGCCAAUUGCAAGGCCUGCCAGUCGGGCAAGAAGUACAACGAGUGCUACAACGCCGCCAGCCACCUGCGCCGCAUGCACUUCCACCCGCACAAGCGCGGCGAGCGCAAGAUGUCGGCGGCCGAGGCGCGGCGCGGCGGCAAGCCCGGCGAUCUGGACCCGCCGAUGGAGGUGCUGAAGACGAGCUGGCUGAAGGAGGUGGAUGAGGUCGUGGGCGGGGAGGAUGAGGAGAUGGCGGACGCGGAGCCGCCGACGCCUGUUGCGGUGGAGAGGCCCGAGCCGGCGGCGGCGGCGAAGAAGGUCGAGGCCAGGGCACCGCCGACGCCGACGACGCCGUCGACGCGCAGCAUGGCUAUUGAGAGCAUUGUUGAUAAGGUCGAUGCGUCAUAACCCGAUUUUACGGCGUUGGCGGGAUUCCUGCUUCGAGAGCGCUGAGGGCCGGCUUGGAACGACUUGGGCCAAUGACGACAACUGGCCGGGGAAUUGGGGUUUGUUGAGCCUGUGCCGUGGAAGAUGGGUCUUCUUGGAGUAUUGACGUGCCAUGAAGGGGGGACUGGCAGCUGUUUGCUGGCUAGGUUUGCUGAUCUUGAGAAUGGGCAUAGUGGUCUGAGACGAAAGGAGUUCAUAAAGGAUGGUUGUGCAACAAAAGCCGCACCAUGGCAUGGCCUGUUGAGUAUACUGGAAAAGUAAUUGAUGGAUACGUUUUGACUGGAGCACCUUGGGUUGCGUGAUGGGCGAUGCUCGCUAUUUCUAUCCUUUACCUCUAACAUACCUUUGUUGAGGUGAAGUUGGCAGAAGGUUUAGAAAGGGUAUCGAUGAUCGCCAAAGCAAUAUGCUGAUCUUAUCCUUCUUGAGAAUGUUCGAUGUGAUGACCUG